AUGGGUAUCUCUCGUGAUUCACGCCACAAGCGUUCGCACACAGGUGCCAAGCGUGCCUCUUACAGAAAGAAGCGGAAGUUCGAAUUGGGACGUCAACCCGCUAUGACCAAGAUUGGUGCUAAGAGAAUCCACACCGUCCGUACCCGUGGUGGUAACAAGAAGUUCCGUGCUUUGCGUAUUGAGUCUGGUAACUUCUCUUGGGGUUCUGAGGGUACUACCAGAAAGACCCGUAUCAUCUCGGUCGCUUUCCACCCUUCCAACAACGAGCUUGUCCGUACCAACACUCUUACCAAGUCUGCUGUUGUCCAAAUUGAUGCCACUCCUUUCCGUCAAUGGUACGAGUCUCACUACGGUGUUACCCUCGGUAAGAAGAACAAGGCUGCUGCCGCUGAGGAGGAUGCCAAGAAGACCAAGAAGGUUGCUGCUCGUGCUGGUCAAGCCAAGAUUGCCCACUCUCUUGAGACCCAAUUCGGUGCUGGUCGUCUCUACGCUGCCGUUUCUUCUAGACCUGGUCAAUCUGGUCGUGUUGACGGUUACAUUCUUGAGGGUGAGGAGCUUGCUUUCUACUUGAGAAAGAUCACUUCCAAGAAAUAA
Molecule: messenger RNA, 594 nt
Organism: Sugiyamaella lignohabitans
Lineage: Eukaryota; Fungi; Ascomycota; Dipodascomycetes; Dipodascales; Trichomonascaceae
Gene: RPS8B
Product: ribosomal 40S subunit protein S8B
Exons: 1
Coding region: 1-594 (197 amino acids)
Biological process (GO): maturation of SSU-rRNA from tricistronic rRNA transcript (SSU-rRNA, 5.8S rRNA, LSU-rRNA); translation
Cellular component (GO): ribosome; cytosolic small ribosomal subunit
Molecular function (GO): structural constituent of ribosome
Source: RefSeq, a predicted model, not a curated record